UGUAUAAAUACAGUCACUUUUGUCAUAAAUAAAUGAUUCUGGUUUUACCGCUGAUUAUCGCGUGUUCUGCUUUACCAGUUAAGUGGGCACUGGUCAGUAGUUAAGCAGUUACCUCGUGACAAAGAUCUAGCAUCAUAACAAUUGGCGACGGGGUUUCGAAUCCAUUGCAGUUCAAUACAGUCAAAUAAAAACCAGAUCAUCCAGUGUACAUCCAGCCUGUCUUCCAAAUGACAAUUUCAUUUGAACAAAUGCAACUUCUCCUUCAUCAACAACAGCAACAGUUUGAAGCUUGCCAGCUCAGCUUGAUUGAAAAACUUACAAAGCAGUUUUCAAUUCAAAAUCUCGGCAGUUCCAACUCAGAGAAAACCGAAUCUAUUGGGAGUUCAAUUGUAGAGUUCAAUUUCGAACCUUCAACAGGCGUGACGUUUGAAGCUUGGUUUCGACGUUAUGAAGAUCUGUUCCGGGUUGAAUGCGCUCACCUAGAUGAUUCGUCCAAAGUGAGACUACUCCUUCGGAAACUUGGUCCAGCCGAACAUAACAAAUAUGUCAAUCAUAUUCUACCAAAGAACUCCAGAGAACUCAACUUUGAAGAAACCGUUCAAACGUUAACCAAUAUUUUCGGUGAACAGUUAUCUCUCUUCAGUAUCCGUUACAAUUGUUUCAAGAUAUCCAAAGAUCCAGGAGAUGAUAUUCUCACCUAUGCUGGUAAGGUGAAUCGUGAAUGCGAGCGAUCGAAAAUUCGAUCACUUACGGAUGACCAGUUUAAAUGCCUGAUCUUUGUCUGCGGUCUCAAAUCUUCAGUUGACAGUGAUAUUCGUACCCAAAUCCUUGCAGAGAUUGAACGCAAACCGGACAUGACUUUACAGGAGGUAACUGCUGAGUGCCAGCGAAUCAUCAAUCUAAAGCAUGACACGAAGUUGAUUGAGGACGGUCAAGUUCAUGAAUUUACUUCUGUUCAGGCUGUCAAGUCAAACAAUUCUCUGCAAGUCCAACACAAGCCUCCCACAAAUUGUUGGUUUUGUGGAUCGUGGCAUUUUGGUAAAUUUUGCCCGUAUAAAAGACAUAAAUGCAGUAUCUGUAACAAGUAUGGUCACAAGGAAGGAUUUUGUCCCCCAGUGAAACCUAGAUCAAUCCGAUCUCACAAUACGAUGGCACAGUCACGAAAGUUUCGAUCUCGGUCGACGAAACCUCAAAUCAGCAGUAUGUUCGCUACCUUCAAAGUUGACUUCGAGUCAAAAAGAAAGUUUGUCACACUUUCUAUCAACCAGAAGCCAGUUCGACUACAGUUAGAUACUGCUUCUGAUAUCACAAUCAUAUCUCCCCAGACGUGGCGGGCACUCGGGUGUCCACCUUAUCAGAGAACGGAGCAUACUGCAAGAAACGCGUCGGGUGACGUAAUGAAAUUAUCUGGCCAGAUUGAAUGCGACGUAACUUUCCGGUCGACCUCGUUCCAAGGAACAUGCUACAUCACCAAUCGUCAUGAUUUGAACUUGCUUGGUAUUGACUGGAUCGAAAAGAUGAAACUCUGGGAUGUCCCACUGAACUCAGUUUGUUCCAAUGUACAGUGCUCAGAUAGUCCUACCAACAUGUUGAUGCAUCCGAACAAAGCCGCAAAGGAGGACGCUGUGAUCGCCGGCGUUUCUGUCGAUGAAGACGUGUGCCACGUAUUGAUGACGGCAAUAAACACUUUACCUGUCUCAGCCGACAUGGUUCAACGAGAGACGCAGAGUGACCCGACAUUACAGUCAGUUCAACAGUAUCUGCGUUGUGGCUGGCCCUCGCGUAUUGAUUGUCCAGAUUUAAAACAGUUCUAUCAACGACGACAUUCGUUAUACCUGGUCAAUGACUGCAUUAUGUUUGGCGAACGUGUGGUCGUGCCUCGAAGUCUCCAACAAAAAGUCAUGAGUCAACUACAUUUUACGCAUCCUGGUAUUGGCCGUAUGAAAUCGUUGGCACGCUGUUACGUCUACUGGCCAAAUAUCGAUCGUGAAUUAGAAGAGAUGGUUCGCUCAUGUUCUCGCUGUGCUCAGGCUUUGAAAAUGCCUAUCAAGACAGACCUACAGCCGUGGCCCAACCCAGGAAAACCGUGGUCAAGAAUCCACAUAGAUUUUGCCGGCCCAAUCAAUGGCAAACAGUUUCUCGUGGUAAUCGACGCGUAUUCCAAGUGGCCGGAGGUUUUCAUUAUGCAAAAUACCACAGUGACGAUAACAUUAAAUAAGUUGGUUCAGCUUUUCAGCAGAUUUGGUGUUCCAGAGAUCAUCGUUUCCGAUAACGGACCUCAGUUUACAGCUGAACAAUUCAAACAGUUUUGUGAGCGGCUAGGUGUUCAGCAUAUUCGCAGCCCGCCUUACCAUCCUCAGUCAAAUGGACAAGCAGAGCGUUUUGUUGAUACACUCAAGCGCGCACUUCAGAAGUCAAACUGGGAGGGAUCGAUAGAGGAUGUAUUGCACAAUUUCCUCUUCAUUUAUCGAACCACAACCAACCCAUCAUGCCCAAAUCAAACAUCUCCCGCAGAAGUUAUGUUUGGAAGAAGAUUACGUACUACUUUGGAUACAAUUAUCCCGAUCCCAUCAAGACGGAGCAAAUGUGGUCGAAAUAGUGAAUUUCGGUUCAAUAGACGUCAUGGCACCAAGCAAAGAAGUUUCAUGGUUGGUCAGUCGGUACUGGUUCGUGAUUACAUACGGAGAGAUCUCCCAUGGGUUUCUGGAGUGAUCGUUGGAAGAAAAGGCCAAGUCAUUUACAAGGUCAAGGUUGGAGACCUUAUUUGGGUCAGGCAUGCCAAUCAAAUAAGAAAUAGACUAGUUGGUAAACAUUUGAACGAUUCCAAGUCCGCCGACGUACAAUUUGAGCUAUUGAUAGAUACGACGGAUCCGAAAACGUCACAUGGCCAAAAUAGUCGAAACAAAGGCAAAGUGUCCCAGCAGCCAAGGAGAUCACAACGACAACCAAGACCGCCAAAGUACCUACAAGUGAUUCCGCGAUACAAAAGCUACCGGUAGCCCUAUCUUAAAAGGGGAGGUGUUAGGAAGAGGCAAAACACAUGCAAUUAUCAAGUUAUUAGCAUGUCGUUGACAUGCAUUUGUUUCUGCUUUCUGAUUGGACGCUUGCACAAUUCCAAACUCUCAACCGGAUUGGUUGAUUUCCAGUCUACCUUAUUUUUGUAUAAAUACAGUCACUUUUGUCAUAAAUAAAUGAUUCUGGUUUUACCGCU
This is a messenger RNA of Trichobilharzia regenti, 3211 nucleotides long. The record is from the annotation of a GenBank genome assembly. NCBI's taxonomy places the organism in Eukaryota, Metazoa, Platyhelminthes, Trematoda, Strigeidida, Schistosomatidae.